This is a messenger RNA of Xyrauchen texanus (razorback sucker), 1253 nucleotides long. RefSeq names its product dual specificity phosphatase 12 (gene dusp12). The record is from RefSeq and is a predicted model, not a curated record. Bases 291 to 1208 code for a protein of 305 amino acids. Gene Ontology annotation, molecular function: protein tyrosine/serine/threonine phosphatase activity. Gene Ontology annotation, cellular component: nucleus. Gene Ontology annotation, biological process: protein dephosphorylation. The transcript is spliced from 6 exons. Lineage: Eukaryota; Metazoa; Chordata; Actinopteri; Cypriniformes; Catostomidae.
ACACAUUGAUCACAGGUUACACGUGAGAAAUAACGAUAGGACGUACCUUACAGUAAAGUCAUGCUUUGAAGAUUUUCAUAGAUAUAUGUUUACUCUGUAUUAAACAAAAUACAGUCUAUAGUGACUGUUUUAUAAUGAAAUCAGUAGCCUCGGAAAUGUAGCAGUUUGGCAAAAAAUUUACACUGAUAUGUAUUCAAUUUGUAAAUAUAUGCUUGGCUGUUAACAUGCACUGUCUAGAUGGAUUCUACCAAAUGCCUAUUACAAGUGUUACUGUCUUUACCUAGUAAACCAUGAUAGCAGUGGAGUCUGGAGUCUACAUCGGUUCUGUGUCCGAUCUGAGGGAUGCUCAAAGCCUGUCAGAUGCAGGUAUAACCCACAUACUCACUGUUGACUCAGAGGAAGCUGCUGUGACCGGAUUCCACACGAGAUUUGUCCGGGCUCUGGAUGAUGCAUCCACAGAUCUUCUGAGCAAACUGGAUGACUGUAUCAGCUUCAUAUAUGACGCUCUGAAUACACAACAUGAGUCCAAACCACCAGCAGUCCUCGUGCAUUGUCAUGUGGGGCAAAGUCGAAGUGCUGCUGUAGUGACGGCUUAUCUGAUGAAAACACAAAACCUCAGUUUACAGGAUGCAUAUACUAAACUCCAAAACUUAAAACCAGAUGUGAAAAUGAAUGAAGAGUUUCUGGACCAGUUGUCACUUUAUGAAUUAUUGGAUUGUAAACUAGACUCCACGAAUCCCUUAUACAAACAGUUUAGAUUGAAGAAAAUUACAGAGAAAUAUCCAGAGCUCCAGAAUGUACCAAAAGAUAUCUUCGCUGUUGACCCUGCCCAAACCCAGAAUUUAGAGGCUGUUUACAGAUGUAGAAAGUGCAGGCGCACACUCUUCCGCCAUUCCAGCAUUCUCAGUCACUGUGUUGGAGGCGGAGCCUCAGCGUUUACUCAUAAGAAGACAAGGACAGUGACCCCUUCGGCUGAAGAUGAGAAACAGUGCACAUCCUACUUCAUAGAGCCAGUGCAGUGGAUGGAGCAGGCCUUACUAGGUGUCAUGGAUGGACAGCUCUUGUGCCCCAAAUGCAGCUCAAAGCUGGGCUCCUUUAACUGGUAUGGUGAGCAAUGUUCGUGUGGGCGCUGGGUGACACCAGCCUUCCAGAUGCACAAGAACAGAUUGGAUGAAAUCAAACACAUCAAUAUAUCUGCACUGAAAUGAUGCACAAAUAAACAUUUGUAUGCCAUAUUCAGGAUUUGUUGUUGU